Lactuca sativa (garden lettuce) is the source of this 432-nucleotide messenger RNA. Its product is annotated as protein DETOXIFICATION 45, chloroplastic. Gene Ontology annotation, cellular component: chloroplast. Lineage: Eukaryota; Viridiplantae; Streptophyta; Magnoliopsida; Asterales; Asteraceae. The record is from RefSeq and is a predicted model, not a curated record.
CUGUGAAUUGACGUCUACAUAUUCUUGAGAAAACAAAUUUCCUGGGCGGGAAAGAAGCAGACAUACUUGCUGGUAAGAUGAGUAUGGUACAGUUGCAAGGGCGGGACCAGUUGCUGACAGCACAAAAUGAAAUGCUCAAGGUACUCUACUCUACUGCUUCAUCAUAUAUGUCUGCAAGUUUGGUUGGCAGUUUCCCUUAUUACAGAUGCGUUGGCUGCAUCUGGUCAGGCGUUGAUUGCUAGUUCGGUUUCAAAAGGGAAUUAUAGAUCUGUGAAGGAUAUCACAUACUUCGUGUUGACUAUUGGUUUUGUGAUGGGUGUUACUUUGGCUGCAAUAUUGGGAGUUUCAUUUGGUUCCAUAGUCACACUAUUCACUAAGGACAUUGGAGUAUUGGCGAUUGCUAGAACCGGGGUUUUGGUAAACUCCCUAUAA